CGUGCAGGAAGUGACGGAGGAGAGUCUCGCGUUGAGCUCCGGGGUGAGCGCGUUCACGAGCAGUCGGGAGUGAGCAUGUGGAAGGUGAUCCGCAUGCUGGUCCGGGCGGUGCCCUGCUCAGAGGCCGCGGCAGGGAGGAGUGUGACCCGGCAGCUCUGCAGCGGAGCCGGGAGGCCGAUCCGGACCUGCACCGUGGACCCGAACCGGGAGGAGACGUUCGUGUUCGUGGACUGUUCAGAUCCAGACGAGGACAAAGACCUCCUUCAUCAGCUGAGCCUCUCCUCCUCCUCUGCUGCCCCUCCUCAGGUUCCUCCUCAGGUUCCUCCUCAGAGACACCUGAGGUCUCUGGAACGUCAGCUGCAGGUGUUGAGGGGCGUGACCCAGCAGGAGGCAGAGCCGGACUCUCUGAUCCAGUUCCAGGACGUGGACUUCCCUCUGGAUGAGAGCGUCGUGUCAUCGAAGAAGAAGGAGAAGAAGGAGAAGAAGGAGGAGGCGGCAGGUAAAGGUGAGCACAAGGUGUUCGGCAGCCCGGACGUGGACGAGCCGUUCAGUGACUCCUGCUGUCGGGGUUGCGGCGCUGUGCUGCACUGCACCGCCGCCGGCGUCCCCGGUUACCUGCCCAGUGAGAAGUACAAGGUGCUGCUUCAGGAGCAGCGUCUGAGCGCCGCCACCUGCCAGCGCUGCCACCUGCUGACCCACCACCACCGGGCCCUGAACCUCCACAUGACCUCCGGCCAGUACCGGGCCGUGGUGCAGCAGAUCCGCCCCCACAGGGCUCUGGUGCUGCUCGUGGUGGACCUGCUGGACGUCCCGGACUCCAUCGUUCCCGACCUGCCUGAGCUGGUGGGGACUAACAAGCACGUGGUCGUCCUCGGCAACAAGAUCGACCUUCUGCCCGGAGACUCGCCCAACUACCUGCAGCGAAUCAGACGGCAGCUCUCUCAGUACUGCCGGGACGCCGGCUUCGGGGCUCAAGUGACCGACGUCCACCUGAUCAGCGCCAAGACCGGCUACGGCGUGGAGGCUCUGAUCUCCAGCCUGCAGAGGUCCUGGAAGUACAAAGGUGACGUGUACCUGGUGGGCAGCGCCAACGCCGGCAAGUCGACGCUCUUCAACACGCUGCUGGAGUCGGACUACUGCAAGUCCAGAGCCUCCGAGCUCGUCCACAAGGCCACCAUCUCUCCGUGGCCCGGGACGACUCUGAACCUGCUGAAGUUUCCCAUCAUCAACCCGACUCCCGACAGGAUGUUCAGACGGCAGGAGAGACUGAAGGACGCAGCGAGACAGACGGAGACGGAGCUGUCUCCGGACGAGCUGAGGAGACUGAGACACUACAGCAAACAGGGAUACCUAGUGGGUCGCGUUGGCAGAACGUUUCGGUCUGACAUCAGAGCCCGACACGAUGAGAUCGAGUUUGAUCCCGACAGUUUGGCUUUUGGAGAAAACGAUGACGGAGAGACGAAGACCACGACAGCUCCCAGCGGGUCAACUAACGAGUUCUCCUUCAACGAGCUGAAAGACGCUCACUGGCUGUUUGACACACCGGGAAUCCUCAAGGAGCACGACAUUCUGGGCCUUCUGACUGAACAGGAAGUGAUGUCACUGGUUCCCACUCAGGCUGUGGUUCCCCGGACGUUUGUGUUGAAGCCCAGUAUGAGUCUGUUACUGGGAGCUCUGGGCCGCAUCGACUUCCUGCAGGGGGGGCGUUCCUGCUGGUUCUCCGUGGUGGCCUCCAGUCGGCUCCCGGUUCACAUCACCAGUGUGGAGAAAGCCGACGGUGUUUAUCAGAAGCAUGCGGGACACGAGCUGCUGGGGGUUCCUCUGGGGGGGUCGGAGCGGAUGAAGCGGUUUCCAGCGUUGGUUCCUCAGGAGUUCAGGUUGGAGGGGCGGGGCUACCUGGAGGCUGCUGCUGACCUCAAACUGUCCUCUGCAGGUUGGGUUGCUGUGACGGCAGCAGCAGGUGACCAGGUGUUGUUGCGGGUUCUUGGUCCGGAGGCGGCGGGUUUCAGUCUGAGGACGCCUCCUCUUCUUCCUCACAUCGUGUCUCUGAAAGGAGAACGCAUCAGGAAGUCUCCCGCCUACAAACCCCAGAAGCCUCCUGGGCUGCUGGACGGAGGCCUGUCGGCCCGCGGAGCCGAGAGGCUGCAGGUGAAGAAGAAGAAGAAAUGAACCUGCAGACAGGUGGAGGUACAGAGCUACAGGUGGGAGGAGCCUGUUUCCAUGGUGACGUGUUCCUCUUCCUCCUCCUCAUCGGUUCAUUCUGAUUCUAGUACGGAGAAACAUUUCCUGAUCUAUGCCUCCUGAAAGGAAUCUCAGGAGUCAGGAAACUGACUCACCGUGGAGACACAUCUGGAUGAUCAUAAAGUCAGUUUGUGGAUCUGUUCAUCAAUAAAGAGACAUCAGAUAUUUGUUUAUAUUUAAUGUAUGUUUUGUGUUUACAAGUGAAACAGCUGCUGACACCAAAUAAUUCUAUCAAUAAACUUUCAUUCAGCAAUAAUUUGUAUUUCAUGUUGUCAUAGAGACGGACAGGACUGUGCUUAUAAUAUACAUUUAUAUAUUUAUGUUUAUAUAUAUAUAUUUAAAUAUAUUUACAGCAGGUAAAAUAAGUAUUGAACACGUCACCAUUUUUCUCAGUAAAUAUAUUUCUAAAGGUGCUAUUGACAUGAAA
This is a messenger RNA of Anoplopoma fimbria (sablefish), 2668 nucleotides long. RefSeq names its product nitric oxide associated 1 (gene noa1). The record is from RefSeq and is a predicted model, not a curated record. Gene Ontology annotation, molecular function: GTP binding. The transcript is spliced from 9 exons. The coding region runs from base 76 to 2169 and encodes 697 amino acids. Lineage: Eukaryota; Metazoa; Chordata; Actinopteri; Perciformes; Anoplopomatidae.